Molecule: messenger RNA, 1318 nt
Organism: Sphaerulina musiva SO2202
Lineage: Eukaryota; Fungi; Ascomycota; Dothideomycetes; Mycosphaerellales; Mycosphaerellaceae
Exons: 1
Coding region: 219-1196 (325 amino acids)
Source: RefSeq, a predicted model, not a curated record
GUUAUUUUGCACUACAUACCUUACCUACCUUACCUAGCUACCUACCUCCUACCUCACAUCUACAUGUAGGGAGGCUGAUACACUUGAUCGUCACUGCUUUCCAUUGUUCUCGAUGACUGGGGCUCUAUCGUCCAUACUCAGUAGCGCGCACGAGUCCAUGCAACGCAGCCGAUGCGCCAGUAUUGCCGCAUCUCGCGCUGCUUCAGUCCAUUGAUGCCAUGCAUGGCUCGCAUCUCUCUGGCAGCUCGGACGACGCGACCAGCUCGAAUGGGACAAUGCCUACGCCCACGCCCAACGGCACUGCAGGCCGCGGCAGCAGUGCUCACCCUGCUCGCAAUGGCACGUCGUCUCCUACGAUCAACGGCAGCAGUCACCUCCAGAAUGGGCCGUCAUCCCCUCAAUCUCCUCCGCCGACAGACACAGGUCAAUGGAGCUCUGCCGUUGGCCACGCGACCACGGCUGGGAAGUCUGGCCGCGUGAUUGAGAAGCUCAUGGCUGACAACGACCGCUUCAAGCGCGAGCUGAAAGAGCAAAUGAUCAAGGCGGAUGAGCUGCAGCGGAGCCUGCAAAUGUUCAAGCCACGCAUGGAGUCCCUGCAGGCGGAGAACGACAAUCUGAGUCACGCCCGAGACGUAGACCAUGGACUGCUGGCGAGACGAGAGAGAAUCAUACAAGAGCUGAAGUCUGAUCUUGCAAGGGAGAAGCAGCGAAGCAAGGCCUUUGAGGAGAUGGCUCAGAAAUCUACGGCAGAAAGAGAUGAGGCUGUUGAGGAGAAGCGGCGGGACGUGCAGAGCAUGGCAGAACAGACGAAGCAUGCUCAGCUUCACUCGGAGAUACUCGAAAGCAGUCACAAGCAGUUGAGCCAGCAGUACAAAGCCCGCAUUGAAGGCAUCAAGACAGAAGUCAGCCAAUUGCAGCUGGAGAAGGAGGAGGAUCGACGGCGUUUGUCCAAAAUCGACGUGGUCUCAGAUCAGAUGCGACAGGAAUUGGAACGCACGCGGAAACUCCAAGCAGAGCUGGUGAGCAAGUGGGAAGAGCUUCAGCGCGAGAAGCAAGAGCGUUUCCAAGAACUUGAAAGAGAGACGAAGGAAGCGAACGACAAGACUCGAAAGCUCAGUGCAGAGAUGGACCAAGUGGUCAAGCGCAUGCGCUGGGUAAUCAAUGUCAAGAGCAAUACCCGGAUAGACAGCAGCUAGACCGGGGUCGGCACGCUGCUUGUUUGAUAGCGAUUUAGCGAAGGCGAGUGACGAUAAUGAGGCAUGAAUGACAUGGACGCUACGAUACCUUACUACCUUUGCUGAUGUCUCGAUCGGGGCAC